Molecule: messenger RNA, 765 nt
Organism: Malassezia sympodialis ATCC 42132
Lineage: Eukaryota; Fungi; Basidiomycota; Malasseziomycetes; Malasseziales; Malasseziaceae
Source: RefSeq, a predicted model, not a curated record
AUGUCUCGCGGCGCAACGUCUGCGCCGGGUCCGCACCCUGUGCGCGAUGUCUUGCAGUCGAGCGGAUCGAAGAUCCUAAAGCUGGACGUGUCGUAUCCAAGCUUCGAGGCCCCGCAGUACGCCGAGCCUGUCCAGUCGAUCACGGGACGGCUGUGGCUGUACGAUGCGGCGCGCGAGGUGGUCGUUCUCGAGACGGGCGCGCAGGCCCCGCUCCCUGCAGCGCUGCGCAGCACAGUGGCGUCCGCCGUGUACGACGGCGCGCCAGCGCGCUCUCCGAGCGGCACCGUGACCGGCUUCAAGAUGGUGCGUGUGCCGCACAUUGUGCAGGCCGACAUCGUGCCGGACGAGGCGCGGCCUGCGAGUGUGCCGGCGCAGCUGACGGUCGUGCCGGGUGUCCCGAAGGCCACGAUCGAGGCGCGAGAGGCGGCCGCGGCGCGCAAGUGCUCCGAGCGCACGGCGCAGCUGGGCCCGCCCGAGGCGGGCACGCACGGGCAGUGGGUGUUCGACAGCCUGUGCAAAACCCUUCCGUGCCGAUGGCACGAGUCGCAUAUCAUCGUCCUGGACGAAGUCGUGAUUUCGGGUCCCCACUACGACGUGGCGUCCACCUACGUACCCGGUCUAUCGCAUGCGCAGCUGGAGCGGCUCCUCGCAGAUAGCAGCGACGAAUCGAUCGCACCGGGGGUCGAGCGCGCCGGUGCCAAGGCGCUCACUUGGCAGCGCGUCACGAAAGUGCUGGAGGGCGUGGGGAGCAAGCGCCAGCCAUAG